Ilex paraguariensis (yerba mate) is the source of this 288-nucleotide messenger RNA. The record is from the annotation of a GenBank genome assembly. Lineage: Eukaryota; Viridiplantae; Streptophyta; Magnoliopsida; Aquifoliales; Aquifoliaceae.
AUGGAAGCCAUUGUUCUUGGCCUGUUCGCGGGGACACUGUUUUACAAACUCGGAGGUCAAUAUACCCAACAGCGAAUGAACUCGGUGAGGGCCCUGGGGUUUGUGUCAACAAUGAGCAUAAUGCUCAUAAAUCUGGUACAGCUCCCACUCUAUAUGCUCCAAAGGCCAAUCUAUUACAAGCACCGAGCACAGAGAUUCUUCAGAGCUUCUUCAUACACAGUUGCUCAUUGCAUUGUCAAUCUCCCACAAACGUUCAUAGAAGUAAAUGCUCAACAAAUUUUUCCUUAA